Molecule: messenger RNA, 1594 nt
Organism: Meloidogyne enterolobii
Lineage: Eukaryota; Metazoa; Nematoda; Chromadorea; Rhabditida; Meloidogynidae
Source: the annotation of a GenBank genome assembly
UUUGCCAGAAACAAAUCAAUGCUUUUUAAGCUAAAAAUGCGCGGAAUAUUAAAUGAAGAAAAAGGAAAAAGCGAAGAAAAUAAAAGCUUGUGGGAAAGGCCGACGGCAAAAUAACAGCGCGAGAUAUGGGCCUAUUCUUCCCGGCUGCCGAAAAAGCCUCCCUACCACCAACAAUAUUUUUGGGAAGGUUCACAUCGAUUCGGCAAUGUAAAAUAAAUAGAAAAAUGCGCCAUAGGCGCAAAUGCGCGAGAAACAAAAUGAAAUGACGAGCGGGCCAUCAUAGCUUUAUGCCGACCAAAAAUAUUACACAAGUGCCAACCAACCAACUGCGCAAUGUUUUGUGUGCCUCCAAAAAUAAAUUAAAAAUAAGGAGUAUUAAAAUAAGGGCCAAAUGUGAAAAAAAUGAUAGAAAAAAUUGGGAAAAAACGUUUGGUUGUUGUGUCAGUCAAAACUCUCGGUUUGUGCGCUCCUUUUUUCAAUCCUUUUUCCAUCAAAAAACAUUUUUGGGCAUUGACGCACAGAAAAAAUAAAAAGUGGGAGAAGGGGUAAAGGAAAGUAAGGGAGCAACGCAGCAACGCGACGACCUCUUCACCCACACAAAAGCGCAGCAGUUAUUGUCCGUCAUCUUUUUUGGCCAUUUUGUUCUCGGCUGUAAGCUACCAACCCCCAAACUUUUUUUUCUACAAUUUAUUUUUCUUUCCAGCGGCGUGUGUGGGGCGCGAGACCAAUAUUUUAGGGACUUAAAAUGGUCGAAAGAUGGGGGAAGGUGGUGGCCAAGGAGACGAUUUUGCCGAAAAAUAAGGAGAAGGACAAAUUUUCUCGGCUGUUGGCGUAGUUUUUUGUUGUUGUUGGCUGCUGGCGCAAUGUUUUUGGGAAGGGGGUUAGGGGGAGGGGGGAAUUGUUUAGGGCGUGUGAAGGAAUUGUUUAGGGCGGUGGAUGAAAAGCUUUAUGUGCCCUUCUUUUCUUCAAAAAUUUUUUUUUGCUUCUUCCCUUCUGCGCACGAAACUAAAAAGAAAAAAUAUAUAGGAGCUUAAGGAAGAAAUGAGGGCCAUUGGGCUUAAGAAGAAUAAAAAAGAAAGGAUGGCGCAGUAGUUUUGGGCCAAGGAAUGCCCAAGGGGGUUGCCAAAAAAACUUAUUGGUUGCUUUUGGCCCUAGACUCUCUCCCUCCUUCUGGUGCGCAGCACUAAAAAAACUAGUGCUUACGGACGUAAAUAAAAUAUAAAAAAAGAUAUUGAGGUCCUUGAAAGAAAAAAAUGGGCCAAAAAGGACCUCUAAAUUCCUUAAUACUGGAAAGGCAUAAAAUAAAAAGUCUUUUGGUCUCGUCUAAACACAUAUCUGCGUCAGCCGUCCGGAAAAGAAGGUUUUAUGUAAAAUUGAAAAGCUAGUAAAAAUAUUAAAAAGGAGGGGGGUAGGUAAGUAAAUAUAGCCAUUUUCCAAUAGUUUUGUUAGUUGCGCGCAAACCCCCACCCUCUUACAAAAAAAAAUAAUUUUUUUUUCUUGACAUUUUUUCUUUGGCACAAGCCGGAAGCAUUUUUGCUGCGCUAAUGUCUCCAACAUACAUUUUAUUUUUUUAUUUGUUAGGUUUGAAUUGGGG